CACACACACGCAGCUGAAGGGAGGGAGGUCCAGCCCCCAGCAGCAGACCCAUUCUUCUGCUGCUGGAUUUUUCCAGCCAGAGCAUCUUGCUGGCACUGCUGUAAUUUAUGGAAAUUGGUUUCUGACGUGGGGCUUUUUCUGUUACGACAGGGACCCACUGACUGGAGGAGGCAGAGCUGCAGUCAGGGCAGGAGAAGAGGGAGGGGAAGAGGUGGGGAGCAGAAGGAAGCUGGGAUACUGGAGAGAACAGAGGGAGAAAAAAACAGAGACACUUCAGAGAUAGGUGAGUUAUAACCAAGAGAGCAGGGAGAAAGGGAGAGCAGGAGUGCUGUGGGAAAGGAGCUCAGAGCCUCAGGAGGACAAGCGUCAGGAUACAAGUACAAGGAACACCCCAUCAUCUCAAAAAGGACCUGUUCUGUCUGAGUCAUCACCAUGAGCACACGGAAGAGCUGCCCUUUGCCACUGGGGCAAGGAGACAGAGAGGAAAAGGAGAGUGGGGGUACUCCAGACCUGGAGCCACAGGAGUGUGAGCUGGAGCUGAGGAACAAAGCUAUUCUGCAACAGAAAAGGCGCCUUAAACAGGCCACACAAUUUGUGCACAAGGACUCUGCUGACCUGCUGCCCCUGGAUGGUUUGAUGAGGCUUGGUACCUCCAAGGAUCUGCAGCCACAUAGCGUGGUCCAGCGGCGCCUCUUGGAAGGCAAUCUGAACAAGCUGCGGGGCGAGACAAGGGUUCAAUCUACAUGGGUUCAAUCUCCGCUGGCAAAAGACCAGGAUGAAAAGAUGGAAAAGGGAGAGGACAGGAGAAAAGAGACUCCACUCCUGCUAAUACAGUGCCAGUGCCAAGGUCAGAUAUUGAAAGCAACUGUUAACACGGGAUGUCAACCGAAUCUCAUCUCCAAGAGCUGUUUAAAACAGCUGGGGCUAGAAGAGGUGUCUGUCAUGGACUGUGGAGAUCUCUCUCUUCCCAUCCCCAGCGUUGUUGGCCGAGUAGAACACGUGGAGGUGCAAUUUGGCCAGGAGACAGUGCUGUGUUCAGCACUGGUUGUAGAUGAUGAAAUGCUGGAGUUUUGCAUUGGUCUCCAGACCCUGUUGUCUCUCAAGGUAAGGAGUAAACUUCUUGCUUAUUGCAGGGCUCCUCUCAAUGAGUCCUCCAAGGUUUGGUUGCUGGAAGCAUCAGAAAUGCUCAUACCUAAGCCUUGUGGAGUGCCACUUGCACUGCUCACUGCACAGCUCCCUGGCUGACUGCAGUAUGCUCUGAGUCACUGAUCCCUUUCUAGUCCCUCUUAAAAGGGACUAAUAAAGGAUUCACCCCAUAGGACACUAUAGCAUCUCCAUUCUUGGUAUUUCUCACCACAAUCGUUGGAAAUGAGAAGAUGAAAUCGAAGAGGAAGAGACUGUAAAACUGAGGGCACAAUGUGCCACUUGAGUUAUAUCUAUAUGGCCUUUUGCAGGUAGACAUGAACAAGCUCUGUCCUUGCUUUGAGCCAAAUGAAGCUGUAUGGCCACAUCCAAUGUCUUCUCCUUUUGUCAGCUCAGAUCAGGUUUAGUGCUGAGAUCAGCCUGUCUCCUGGGCAGCACAGAACAUGGCCUCAGCAAGCUCGCUUCUGCCUGCCAAAUAUGUAGUCACAUGUUGGGACUCAUAAAGCAGGAAAAGUAUUGGGCUGAAAGGCUGAGUGGUGUGAGGACACAACCCCAGAGGGAGUAAAACUGGAGGAAGGGAGGAGGAUGGCCCUGUGGAGAGUUUGGAGGGGAACCCAAUGGGGGGAAUCGGAGCCAGGAGGUAGAGCCAUGGCAGGGAGGGGGAGCUAUGAGGCCUCUCUAAAUCCAAAGGGGGGAUGUUUGAUAAUUCUCCAGCUUCUUUCCAGUCACAGACAUCAUGAGAAUGAGGUACUUGCUAUCUGAAAUGUACAGCGAGUAACUGGCUCUCCCCUUCUUAGUGCUGCAUCGACUUGGAGGAAGGAGUCCUGAGAUUUAAAGCAUUGAGUCAAGAGCUGCCUUUCCUACAUGCCUCUGAGGAGCUUGGUCAGUGACUGGCUGCAUACCCCACUGCUGGGGGAGUGAGGAAACUUGCCGCCGUAUCAGAGAGAUGAGGGGGAGAUUCACAUGCCCCUAACCUUGCUGAGUUCUGGGCUGAGGCAUUCAUUGGGGAGUGAGAAAAAGGCAAAUGGGAGCUGGAAGCUGUUGUUGUUGGGAAUGCCUCUUCUUUGAAGAGUUCUCCCCUCUUUCAGUGAACCCUCCUGCUUGUCCCCAUGUGCUGAGUGGGCACUUUAUUCUUGUUUUUCUAUCUGUCCUCGAUCCCUCCAAUUUCUGUUUCUGCACUAAAUUCACCCUACCCUUUUAAUAACGUCUUUUUACAAUGCACUCCAUUCAUGAGACAAGGGAGAGUCACUUUGAACAAUCUCCAGUCAUUCCGUGGACAGGGAGGUGGUGCUUUCUCCAAAAGCUUUCAGAGAUUGCUAUGAAUGCUUCCCUUUACUCUCUGCCUUGAUGAGUGGAGUCCAUUCCCCUUGCUUUGUGGGAAGAGGUCUGUGGCCAGUCCCCUCACCUGCAGACUGGGAAGCUGGAUUUUGUUUCUUCUUGCUGGCUCAGAGAACAGAAGGAUUUUCUUGAAAAAACUUGCAACAAGAACAAUGUCAGAGUUCUUAACUCUAAGAAACCUUUGUAGAAAUGCUGAGCUUAGAUGCCCAGAGAACAGUGAAUGCUCACAGAUGCUACAGCUUUGCCAGUGCAGUCUUGCUACUAGGCUAUAUUAGUGUGAAUGGCAAUGCUUAGCAUGUCUUGUUAUACACAGUAAUCAGACUUGCACACCCUAUUCUUCUGACCAGGCCUCUCCCCUCUGCACUCCAGCUGCUAGAGCUGCAUUCCUAUCAAUCACCUCUGCUGCAUCAUCAAACUGAGUUCCUGCCAUUCGGUUUAAAUGCUGUGAUGAAUUACAGCACCUAGUGUCUUCUGCUCUGUCAGCUCCUUUCUUUCAACUUGAAAUCUAGUGAUUGGACACAGAUAUAUCAUCAACCUCAAGCCCUGGCAUCUCACAGCCUUUGGUAUUCCUUUGGUACUUUGGUACUCCUGCAUAAAACCAGAGAACUAAACUUUCUUGUAGUAUCAGCUCAGGUCAGAGAACUGUGGACUCAGCUGGGUUGAACAAGAUGGAUAUGAAGUCACUUGGUUUUUUAUCAUUUGCAUCCAUAGCUGUGUGAUAGAUAUAUUGUCUAUGUUUACUACCUCUAGGAAGGAUGCACCAAGACAGCUUGCUCCAUGCCUGGAAAUGAUCACAACUGAUAUUUUUCAUAAUAUUUAGCACAAGUUUUUCCAUAUCACACUUGAAACCUAAUGAAGUCAUCUCCUCCUCAUGACUACUGAUUCUCUAUCCAAUCUCUCCACAAUAUCCCUUUAUCCUCCCAUAGAAUAUCAUGACAUUCUCAUUUUGCCUGUCAUCCUGGAUUAAACAUUGCUGGCUCUCUUCCUGCCUUAUCAAACCUCUCAUUGUUGCUGUUGUGCUUUUUAAAAUACUUGUGGUUGCUUCCCUCCCCCCUCCCCCCCAAGUUCUUUCCUAAACCAGAUGCAGGACUCUAGUUUAACACAUGGUAAAACCAGUGGAGUUACUCCCUGGCUGAUAUAGGUGACACACUUACUAAUAUGAGCUGCUGUGACUGGCAUCUGCCUCUCCUAAAAGCAGCCUCAGACUGGUGACUUUUAUUGUUAGUCAUAUCCUCCAGCUUCUGAUCUGUUGCUUGGCUUCUGAGCCAUUCUUCCACUUGCGCAUCUGAUUAUUUCUCCCUGUGUGAAUUGCUUUUCAUGCGCCUCUUGAAUGACACCAGUAGUUCAGAGUUUUCUCUCAUGUGUAUCCACACCCAUGGGCUUCUUGAUGAUCUUGUCUCCCAAAGUACCAGUAAUCCCUUCUGGAUUUGUAUCACCUGCAUGUCUGACUGCUUUCUCAAGUCUAGGGGUCUUUAAUGACAGUUCACAGUUGUACUGGACCCGUACUGCAUGCCAGCUGGAAUCCACCUGGUACCUAGGUCACUGUGCUGAGAAAAUCUUGUUUGUGUUAGAUGAGACACUUGCUCCUAUGUUCCUAUAUGUAGUAACUCACUCAGCUUCUGGCUCUUGCUUCCCUCUAAAAAUAGCAUGGGGAACUAUGGCAAAGAACCUACUAAAGCUGACAAAUAGCAUGUCUAUUGCAUCUCAUUAUUCAUUAACCUUCCUGUUAGAAACAAAAAAUAAAAAUCAAGGAUCUUCCCCAAAUCAGACUGAACCUAACAGAAAUCCUUCCAUUCAUUUAAGGGGUGCUGGAUUGGAUCCUAUAGAAAGUUGGCACAACUGCUACCUGUCACUUACAGCCCUGCAGAUGCUUGCACAUGGGCUGCUGCUGAAUUCACCAGGUGCUGUUCUCACAUAUCAGUCUUGGCAUACAUUUUUUUGCUCAUCUUCAGAACAUACUCCAGUCCUUCUGAAGCCUUUCUGGGAUUCACAUGCCUCAAUUCUUAAAUCACUGGAAGUUCAGAUUCCUCUGCUAAUUAAUGUGCUAUGGCAGGUGGAAAUAUCCGGCUUUGCCUAUCUCUUCCUCUGCUCUCUGCAUAAUGAAUCCCUCUUGGCAUCCUCUUUAUCUCCGCCCAAGUGAGCUAUUCACUCUCCCACACUAGUAAGUAACAAAUUUGCUCUUUCCAAAAGGAGUCUUUUCCUUCUUUAGAUAAUCCUUUUAACAAUGUUUUCAUAUACAUUGGUUGCUAAUACUCUCUUAUAUUCUGCCACUAUCUUGCCAGUCUUUCCUCUUUGCUCUUAGCAAUUGUAUGUAUGAAUGCAGACUGUACUACUUCUCAGUCACAGAAAGGAUGUUCCCAGCAACUGCUAAGUCAGUGUGGGAGAGCUAUUAUAAUCAACGGUGAAAUCAGCUCCAGAGCAUGAGACAUGCUCUUCACCCUCCUCCUGCCCACGUCAGUUGAACAUCCAGGUCCCCUCAGUAAAAUUAUCUUCCUCCCGAACAUUGAAGAACCUGUUGGAAAGUUAUUCUGAAACUUCCCCAUCAAGCUUUGUUGCAGGUGGAAUUUACAGAAAAAGCUAUGACUAAAUGAGACCUGCUGGUCAUAACACCAUAGCUAACAGCCCACUUCAACUCAGUGUCUAAGUCACAGCCUAAUCCUACAUUGUCAGUACCUGCUUUCCUCACCACUGAGUAGAACUCCUGGUGGGUUUCCAUCUCCCAGAAUUCUCUAGCAUUAAAUGACAUGUUGUCACUAAUCCUAACACAUGUAUUCUGAAUUCAUGCACAAAUUGUUUUCUCAAAAGACCAGCCUUCUUGGUGUUGUGUCCUUACAUGGGACUCCCAGUUUCCAUUGUGAAAGAGAAAAAUUUUGGCUUUCAAAGAUACAAAAAGGAGUUAUAAAACAGGACUGAUAAUGCCUCAAAGAAGCAAGCUCAAUCCCAUUCACACGAAACAUUAUUUUUUAAAAUCUACUGAGUUUAGGGAGUCCAACACAUCAUUUUCUAAGCGGGUUGCAAAGGCUGAAGACCGUUUCAACUGUAGUUUCCUUUGGAAAAGCUGGUUACACAGACACACUUCUGUGCCCCCAACACCAGUCACCCCAAUUGUUUUUUGGGGGGAGGGGGAGGGGAAGCAGGGAAUUGUCUAAAGGUCCUUUCCACUGGAGACCAAAAAAAUGCUAAAGCUUUCAUAUGGAAGGUGGAAAUUUAGUGCAAACUGUCAUCCUAAAGCAGGACACAGCUACAUCUUCUGUGUGUCCAACACCUUCUUUUUAAGGUGGCCCACCCCUUCAAAAUAGGCAAUGAUAUGUUAUCAUUUUAGGGAGACUGUCUCUGAACCUCUAUGUUGGUCAGCUCCUUUCCAGUAGUGUGGACACAGCAGCUCUGAAACAGUGAUACAGGGAAGUAUCUGUCACAGCAGGCCUUUGAAACAGUCAGACAAGUAUGUGUUAGGUGUGAGAUACAUAUGGCUGAACUUGCCCUAAGAUGGAGGGAUGGACUAAGCGACUUUCCGAGGCCCCUUCCAAGGCCUGUGUGCAAGGGGUGUAAACCCAUCCCAAGAACAUGCACCAUUCUGAAGCCAUAAUCACAUCAUUUGCCUUCCCAAGCCUGGGGGACACUUGGCCUUUGCAAGGAAUGGGAGCUCCAGCCAGCCGUUAUCCCAGAGGCUUGCUCCUUCUCUCACCACUACAUGGUGAGUUACAGAACUGAAGACUAUUCAGCUGCCUACAUAGAUUUACAGUCCUUCUUUAUAAGAAAUUCAAUUGGAAAAUGCCAGGAUAUACCUGGAAAGUAAUGGAAAUUAUGGCAUCCAGCAAAGUGUUUGUAAGAAUUGGAGCAGGGACGGACAACAGGUUUAUUGUCUCUCAGGAAAAGAAAAUAAAUCCCCUCCCUUUAUUUUCUUGCUAGUAAAUUGAAUGCCACAACCAAAGCUGCAAACUGCUUAUCCUCAAAUGCCUGCACUGUCUGAGAACUCUGUUGGACUCCUCAUUUUCUGCACACUGUCCCUCAUACACAGAAAUGCAUCUGACAAGUCCUGCCCCAUGGGAGAGCUUCCUACCACCAGCAGAUAUGCUAACCUGCCACUGAGUGCGAUGCAGCAAACACUACUUGUUGCUGCACAGGAAGGAACAACUUCUAAUUCCAACUCUUUGAAGUGUGCUGGCUGUGCAGGACAAAGAGGUGUUAGUUACCAUGGAACUAUAAUAAAGUAACCACACCUCUCCUGAGAAGGAGCCGCAUCAGCUCUGUCUCUGAGCAGACAUACAUGCUGUAGAAAAUUGUGGCCAGCGGAAGUGCCAUCAGUAGCCAGCCUUUAAAUCACCACUUUGGUGUUCAGGGCAUGAAAAGAAGUGGGGAAGGCACCUUCUGGCCAAGGAACAGUACAGAAGUCCUGAUACACUUUGUUAAGACAAUUCUCAUCUUUUUCUUUUGUGUGCAAGGAGAAUGGGAGCGAAAUACAUCUGCAAGUCCCUUUAAGUACUAUAAGCAAAACAAAACUGUUAGGAAAAACCCUCAAACACUACUAUUUUCCCGCUCCAAUGGUUUCAAGAGCUGUAGAGCUUUGGGGAUCAGAUGUUCUGUAGUACCAGUAUCCUCUCAGCUCUGCUUUCCACAGUGCAGCAUGCCGGUGCUUGCAUGGUGCACAGCAACAUUAUUCUCAGGCCAACAGGAGAAGAGGGCUAGGCUGCACAAGUUAUACUUGCUCUGUCCAACACUCACAUGUUUUUGCCCCAUUUUCUUUAGAGAUGGCUCAUAGAAAAAUGUCCUCUCUCUUGCACUAGCUCUUUCCUGUUUCUUCUAAAAAAUUAGCAGUCCAACAGUGGAUCAAUUUGACUUUCCUUCCUUGGAAAUCACUUGACCUGUGUGGCAAAGUCUGUUUUGUAUAAACAAGUUCCAACCAUUUGUAUCCCUUUGUGCUUGUGUUGCUAAUAAAGGUUUCCAUUGGGCAUGGACAA
Messenger RNA from Dromaius novaehollandiae (emu), 7439 nucleotides. RefSeq names its product nuclear receptor interacting protein 2 (gene NRIP2). The coding region runs from base 433 to 1245 and encodes 270 amino acids. Gene Ontology annotation, molecular function: aspartic-type endopeptidase activity. Gene Ontology annotation, biological process: proteolysis. The record is from RefSeq and is a predicted model, not a curated record. NCBI's taxonomy places the organism in Eukaryota, Metazoa, Chordata, Aves, Casuariiformes, Dromaiidae. The transcript is spliced from 5 exons.